Molecule: messenger RNA, 2325 nt
Organism: Gastrolobium bilobum
Lineage: Eukaryota; Viridiplantae; Streptophyta; Magnoliopsida; Fabales; Fabaceae
Product: receptor-like protein EIX1
Exons: 1
Coding region: 1-2325 (774 amino acids)
Molecular function (GO): protein binding
Source: RefSeq, a predicted model, not a curated record
AUGUCUAGCAAUCAGAGUUUGGUUCAUUGCAAUGAGAAGGAUCGACACACACUUUCAAUCUUCAAACAAGGUGUCAUUGACCCUUUAAAUCGGCUCUUAACAUGGUCCAGUGAAGAAGAUUGUUGUGCAUGGAAAGGAGUCCAAUGUGACAACACUACAGGCAAAGUUACAAAGCUUGAUCUUAAACCACAAAGAUAUGGAUAUAGACAAUACCAAUUCCAACCUUUGCAAGGUAAAAUCAACUUAUCCUUGCUACAACUUGAAUUUCUUAAUUACUUGGACUUAAGUUGGAAUGACUUUGAGGUUAUAAUUAUUCCACCUUUCCAUGAUCAUAUCACCUCUAGCCUUCAUUACCUUGACAUAUCCUACAAUAAUCAAGAUCUUUACCUUGAUAAUCUUCAAUGGCUUUCUCAACUUUCUUCACUAAAAUAUCUCAACCUCAAUUUUAUUGACCUUCACAAAGAAACCAACUGGCUUCAGUUAGUGGCUAUGCUUCCUUCAUUGUCAGAGUUAAGGUUAAGCAUUUGUAAAUUAACCAAUAUUAGUCCAUCUCAGAAGUAUGUGAAUUUUACUUCACUUGUAACUCUUGAUCUUUCUCACAACAAUUUCAACUCUGAAUUACCAUACUGGUUGUUUAACCUUAGCAGUGACAUAUCCCAUCUUGAUCUUAGGGAGAGUAGUUUACAUGGUGAAAUACCUUCAACUUUGUUGAACCUUAGAAAUAUGAAAUACCUUGAUCUAUCAUGGAACAAACUCAAAGGGUUGAUUCCAUAUUGGCUAGGCCAACAUGAAAACUUGCAGUACCUUUAUCUCUCUGGUAACCUGUUUUCUGGUUCCAUUCCUUCAACUUUAGGAAAUCUCUCAUCCUUAAUUGACUUACGUAUGGUCAACAAUUCCUUGUCUGGUGCACUCUCUGAUACAAUUUUUUCCAAACUCUUCAACUUGAAAGUGUUGAAGUUGAGUAGUUCAACUUUUGCAUUUGAUUUUGAUCCUGAAUGGAUUCCACCUUUCCAACUUCGUGUGCUUUAUUUGGCAAAUACAAGUCAAGGUCCAAACUUUCCAUCAUGGAUAUAUACUCAGAAGUCACUAGAAGCUUUAGAUAUAUCAAGCUCAAAAAUUUCAUUCUUAGAUGAGGAAAAGUUUUGGAGCUUUGUUGCAGGAAUUAAGGAUCUUUGUCUGUCCUACAAUUUCAUAAGUGGAGACAUAUCAAAGGUAACACUAAACUCUCUCUCUCUGAAGUUGGACCAUAAUAAUUUCACAGGAGGGCUACCUAACAUGUCAGAAAAUGUCUCCUAUGUGGAUGUAUCUCACAACUCCUUCUCAGGAUCAAUUCCUAAUGGUUUUCAGAAUUGGAAAUAUUUGUAUUAUGUUAACUUAAGGAAUAAUAAGUUAACUGGUAAAGUUCCACUUGACCUCUCCAACAUGACAAGGUUGGAAUUUAUGGAUGUUGGAAAAAAUGAAUUUUCUGGAACUAUGCCAAUGACAUCCCCACAAACUUUACAAGUUAUGAUAUUGAGAUCUAACCAAUUUGAGGGCAUUAUUCCACAACAGCUAUUCAAUCUCUCUUUUCUAUUUCAUCUGGAUCUUGCCCAUAAUAAGCUUUCUGGAUCUAUACCUCAGGGUAUCUAUAACAUUACUACCAUGGCUGCAGAUGAUGCUUCAAAAAGGGGUUAUGCUUCAUACUCAUUCAAUUUGUUUACCAAAGGUCAAGAAUAUGAGUACAAAUACAAUGGCUUGUCCAGAACUAUUGACCUUUCUGCUAACAACUUGUCUGGGGAAAUUCCUUAUGAAUUUUUUAACCUUGUUAAAGUUCAAACACUGAACUUGUCUCACAAUAAUUUGAUAGGGACAAUACCAGAAACAAUUGGAGACAUGAAAAGUUUGGAAUCCCUUGAUCUCUCCAAUAAUAAACUCUUUGGGAAAAUUCCUGAAAGCUUGGCUGUUUUGUCUUUUCUAAACUAUAUGAACCUAUCCUACAACAAUUUUUCUGGAGCAAUCCCACUGGGGACUCAACUUCAAAGUUUUGAUGCAUCUAGCUAUAUUGGAAAUCCAGAACUAUGUGGAGCCCCUCUUACAAAGAACUGCUCAGAGGAAAAUCUUGAAAAUGACAAGUUCCAUGGUGGCAAUAAUGAAGAUGGUGACACACUAAGAGAGUCGCUCUAUCUUGGGAUGGGUGUUGGGUUUGCAGUAGGAUUCUGGGGAGUUUGUGGUUCCUUGUUCUUUAACAGGACAUUGAGACACAUGUAUUUUCGAUUCCUUAAUCAUGUUGCACACCGAUUUCAUGUGGUUGCUGCUCUCAAAUUCAGCAAUGCUUUGGCAGAAUAG